Messenger RNA from Habropoda laboriosa, 520 nucleotides. Its product is annotated as U3 small nucleolar ribonucleoprotein protein IMP3. Gene Ontology annotation, cellular component: small-subunit processome; small ribosomal subunit; Mpp10 complex. Gene Ontology annotation, biological process: rRNA processing. Gene Ontology annotation, molecular function: snoRNA binding; rRNA binding; structural constituent of ribosome. The transcript is spliced from 2 exons. Bases 65 to 520 code for a protein of 151 amino acids. The record is from RefSeq and is a predicted model, not a curated record. Lineage: Eukaryota; Metazoa; Arthropoda; Insecta; Hymenoptera; Apidae.
UUUCACUCUUAAGUAAAAGCAUUGUCCUACACAUUGUGGUAAGAAAUAUACGUAUCUAACAAUCAUGGUACGAAAAUUAAAAUAUCACGAACAAAAGUUGUUAAAAAAAGUAGAUUUUAUAUCAUGGGAAGCAGAUAAUAAUUUACAUGAAGUAAAAAUUUUAAGACGGUAUAGAAUACAAAAAAGAGAGGAUUAUACAAAGUAUAAUAAACUAGCCCGAGAAAUUCGUGAAUUAGGUAACAAAAUUAAAGAAGUUGAUGCAGAUCAUCCAUUUCGAAUAGAACAGAGUGCAUUAUUGUUAGAAAAACUAUAUAUGAUAGGACUUAUAGCAACAAAGUGGGAUUUAGCACUAACACAAAAAAUUAGUGCCAGUUCAUUUUGCAGAAGACGAUUGCCAGUUAUUAUGGUACGAAAUAAAAUGAGCCAAAAUUUAAAAAUGGCAACACAAUUAAUAGAACAAGGUCAUGUUAGGGUUGGAGUAGAAGUUAUAAAAGAUCCAGCAUUUUUAGUAACAAAGUAA